Paramisgurnus dabryanus is the source of this 4168-nucleotide messenger RNA. RefSeq names its product Tnf receptor-associated factor 2b (gene traf2b). NCBI's taxonomy places the organism in Eukaryota, Metazoa, Chordata, Actinopteri, Cypriniformes, Cobitidae. Gene Ontology annotation, cellular component: cytoplasmic side of plasma membrane; plasma membrane signaling receptor complex. Gene Ontology annotation, biological process: positive regulation of canonical NF-kappaB signal transduction; activation of NF-kappaB-inducing kinase activity; regulation of apoptotic process. Gene Ontology annotation, molecular function: ubiquitin-protein transferase activity; tumor necrosis factor receptor binding; zinc ion binding. The record is from RefSeq and is a predicted model, not a curated record.
CUCGAUUGCGAGCUACCUACUGGUGACUGACUACAUUCCUGGGCGUGUUCUUAUAUUUGAAACACCACCAUUUGGUGUGACUUCUCAGAGUAUUUCAGAGCGUCUGUCAACUGUUUGCUUGUGAUACUGUUUUACAUCUGAAGGAAUUAAAAACUGGUGCACAGAUGGCUUUACCCACUGAGCAGAUGAUCAGCACAGAUGACACUGUGAGUAAAUGGAAGGCAAUGGCACGACCGUCUUUACCCUCCUCUUUGGACUCCACAUUGCCUGGGAUAUCUCGGGAUGUGCUGUCGGUGUCCAUGGAAUCGAAAUACCAAUGUCAACAGUGUAAAGAGAUCCUGCGGAAACCUUAUCAAGCACAGUGUGGCCAUCGCUUCUGUGUGUUCUGUUUCAAACAACUCACCAGCACAGGGCCGAUACCCUGCGAAGCCUGCCGUUCUGAGGGUAUAUUUGAGGAGACGAUUUCUAUGCUCAAUAUAACAGUGGCAUUUCCUGACAACGCAGCACGCAGAGAAAUUGACAGCUUGCCUGCUAAAUGUAAUAAUGAAGGCUGUAGUUGGACUGGAUCACUGAAAGACUAUGAGAGUCAACAUGAAGGUCGCUGUGACUUUGAGCGUGUCAAAUGUGAAGCAUGUCAGGCACUCAUCUUGCUCAGCGAGAAAGACCGUCACAAUGAACGCGAGUGUGAAGCCAGAACGCUCAAUUGCAAAUAUUGCAAAGUCACAUUUAACUUCAAGGAAAUUAAGGCACAUGAUGAAAUAUGUCAAAAGUUUCCCAUGCAGUGCAAAGACUGCGGCAAAAAGAAAAUCCCCAGAGAAAAGUUUCAAGAGCAUACCAAAUCUUGUGCAAAGUCCAAAUCAGCGUGUCAGUUCAGUGAGAUCGGGUGCAGGGCAGUGGUGGACAAUGGUAAGCUGCAGGAACACGAGCAGACGAGUGUCAUGGAGCACCUACGUCUCAUGUUGGGGGUUUUGUCCUCUGUGAGGUUGCGUGCUGAGGGUGGUGGAGAGUGGCAGGAGGAUUCCGGGUUGGGAUUGUAUCGCGGACCUGAAGAUGCACUUCCGGCGGGAGCCCAUGUCGCAGCGCAUAAUUCAGGAAGAGGAGGCAGCCCGGGUGUGCAGCAGAAAGUGACCGCAUUGGAAAACAUAGUCUGCGUGCUGAAUCGAGAGGUGGAGCGCACGGCCCUCACCCUGGAAGCGCUUUCACGCCAACAUCGACUGGACCAGGAGAAAAUUGAGAACUUGUCGAACAAGGUGAGACAGCUGGAACGUACUUUAACCAUGCGAGACCUGCAGUUAGCAGAAUCCGAGCAGUCAUUGCGGGAGCUGCAGUUUUGCACAUACGAUGGAGUUUUCAUAUGGAAAAUAGCAGACUUCUCUCGCCGCAGACAAGAUGCAGUGGGUGGCCGAGCACCUGCUAUGUUCUCACCUGCUUUCUACUCCAGUAAAUAUGGGUAUAAGAUGUGUCUGAGACUUUAUCUUAAUGGUGACGGCACAGGCAGAGGUACACACCUCUCUCUCUUCUUUGUGGUCAUGAGGGGCAAAUAUGAUGCACUCCUAAAGUGGCCCUUUAGCCAAAAGGUGACAUUAAUGCUUUUGGACCAGAACAAUAGAGAGCACAUCAUCGAUGCCUUUAGACCUGACGUGAGUUCCACUUCUUUUCAGAGGCCCAUCAGUGAGAUGAAUAUAGCCAGCGGCUGCCCUCUUUUCUGCCCCCUUGCCAAGCUAGCGGGUAAAAGCUCCUAUCUGAGAGAUGAUACAAUAUUUAUUAAAGCCAUAGUGGAUCUCACUGGCUUAUAAAUUAUUAUAAUAAUCCAAUAUUGAGAAUAAUAAUAUCAUCAAGAAUGAUCAUUAUCUAAUAAUAACACAGCUGCGGAAGCCUAUUAUGUUUAAUAUAUGAAAUAUAAAAAUAUAUUAUAAAUGGUGUAUACUAUAAUUAUCAUAUUUACACAAAAACUAAUUCCUUUCUAUAAGAUUAAUGAUACAUUUUUUAUAUUAUAUAUUAUAUUAAAUCUAUACUGAACAUUAUAUUAUAUAUCUAUAUUGAACAUUAUUAUUGUCAUUGUAAGUUAGUCUAGUUAAGCAUUUGUUUAUGCUCAUACUACGCUUAUAUAAACUGAAUACUAAUUAUUCAGGACACUUAUCAAUCACCAAGCUCCUACAAAGGAACUGAAUUGCCUUGUGCAAAAUAUGAAUGAUUCAUCAAUAACUGAUAACAAUUCUACUAGCUAGUAACAAACCAGCAGCUAUCCCAGAAAACCAACAUAUGUACAUCUUGAUUUAUCAACGAUUUUAUUCAUUGCUUGACCGCUCCACCUAUGAACAUCAUUUGAGUAUGGCUUUGACUUCUUUUUAUCUGGGCUUGAAAAUUAAAUAGCUACACAAUUUAGAAUAGAUGUAGAAAUUUGAUCUGCUUCAAACCCUUAUAAAAAGAAACUAGCAUAAUGAUUUAUUAUUAUAACAUAAGUGAUGGGUUUAUAAUUACUAAAUCCUGGUUUAUUAAAAAUACUUUUUGAUCAAAUGGAUUAUUGGACACAAAAAUAAAAUAGAAAAAUUAAACUAACAGUAGAAUUGACCCAUAGAAUUUAAUUAAUGAAUAAAGAAAUGUCAAAAUGUAUCUGUAAAUUAGACAUGAAUUUAUUAAAGCAAUAAGUCCCAAGAAGCAGUGGGUUACCUCCGCUUCGCGUCUUGCCUAACAAAGCCCCUUAGCUGUUAUAAAAUGCACUGUAACCCCACUGCUUUGCGGGACUUAUUGCUUUUAUAAAAUGGUUACUUCAUAUACAUAGCAGGAUUUCAUAAAAUAAAACACAAAUAAGAUGUUAUUAUAUUAGUACAAAUAUUACUCUUCCGCCAAACAAAGUAGUUCCUCAGAAUCAAGAGCGCAGUUCACAACCAACACAGACGCAGCAAAGACACAAUGAAAAUAUGAUUUAAGACUGUGGUGUUUAUUUUAUAAAUCAACAUUCAUCUAAUUUAAUUUAUACAUUAACAUUUAUAUCGUGCAACUGUUGAAGUGAUGAUCAAAUAUGCUUGGAAGCAUGCUUAACUCUUUCCCCGUCAGCGGUUUUUUUUUAAGUUGCCACCCAGUUUUAGUUUAAUGCCUUGCAGAAAAAUUAUCUUCUUUAAAUAAACAUAAAAUAUCAAAUGAAAGAACAGACCAUCCGCUUUCAAACAACAACAACGAAAAACCGUUUCAUCCUACCUUCAUUUGUUCUCUUAUCAGUUAUCACCUCUCAACUUUUCAGCUAAAAGAUAAUUCAAUUUUUGUGAAGAACUUUUGUAAGAGAUCAGUUUCAGAGCCAUCAAAACUUACACGUCGCGCUAAAUCCACCACAACGCUGUUGUGUCGAGUGAAUGCGUCAGUGUUUAAGUUGGGUAAGAUUGCCAUCUAGUGGAUAAUAGCGGAAAUAUCAAUUGAAGACAAAAACAACUCGGAGAACGUUUUCUCUUUCUUGACGGAAUGACUCAACAAUAUCUAUGACAUUUAUCUGGAAAUCGCCAUAAUUGUGCAAAUGUAGAAAAAUUAAAAUAUGAUUAAAGACUGUGGUGUUCAUAAUUCAGUACUCCGCAACAGUGGCGCAGUGAUACUUAUGUAAUGCGGACUGAACCGUGGGUUUACUAGUCAUUCGUAUGCUUGAAUAUAAUAUUGUAGUACAAUCUUUAAAAUCUGUCUUGAAAACAAACACAAUAUUCGUUCAUGAUAGUUUAAUAGAUUGAGUUCUUGAUAAAUUAAGUAUUGACAAGAGAUAACCUUUUUGAGUUAAAUUGAUUAACAAAUGUUGACAUUAAUAUUUUACUAUCAGUAAUAAAUGUUGUAGUAGUGUUCAUCUAUUGUUGGGUUAUGUUAACAAAUUUUAACAAAUUGUGCCGUAAUGUAGAGUUAUUGCAUAUGUGGUUAUGGUUUUAGAUUUAAUGAACUUUUUGAUUACGUUUUUCUUGAUAUUUUGUAUUUUGUGAGUGUAAGUAAAUGUAUACCAUAUUUAUGCAAAUUACUUGUCUUUGAAUAGAACAUCACAUUGCAUGUCAAACUAUAAAAUCUUUUGCAGUAUAUUGAAAAAUUAACAAUUAUAAUAUUCUUAUAAUUUUAUAACAUUCUUCUAUUUAUCGUGUGCUUUUUGUUUAAAAUGCUAAAUGCAAUAAACAUGAAUAAAUAAAUGUCUCUAAAAAGUGUG